This is a messenger RNA of Protopterus annectens (West African lungfish), 1878 nucleotides long. Its product is annotated as D(5)-like dopamine receptor. Gene Ontology annotation, cellular component: membrane. The transcript is spliced from 5 exons. NCBI's taxonomy places the organism in Eukaryota, Metazoa, Chordata, Ceratodontiformes, Protopteridae. Gene Ontology annotation, molecular function: melatonin receptor activity. Gene Ontology annotation, biological process: G protein-coupled receptor signaling pathway. The coding region runs from base 1 to 1878 and encodes 625 amino acids. The record is from RefSeq and is a predicted model, not a curated record.
AUGGGACUGGCCACUGCGCUUAUUGUUACCAUGGUGACGGAUAUUGUUGGGAAUACACUGGUCAUCUCUUCAGUCCUGCGAAACAACAAACUUCGAAAUACUGGUAACAUCUUUGUUGUCAGCUUAGCUGUAUCUGAUCUUUUAAUGGCUGUGUACCCAUAUCCUCUGUCCUUGCUUGCUAUGUUCCAGAAUGGGUGGAUAUUAGGAGACAUGCAUUGUAAGGCAAAUGGAUUUGUUCUGGGCUUGAGUGUUGUAGGAUCAGUGUUCAACAUUACUGCAAUCGCCAUCAACAGAUAUUGUUUUAUCUGCCACAGCAAGCUAUAUGACAAAUUAUACAGUUUAAAAAAUACAUAUGUCUGUGUUGGGCUGACAUGGCUGCUGGCCGUUGCUGCAGUUUUACCGACUCUCUGUAUUGAUGCACUUCAGUAUGAUCCACGGAUAUACAGCUGUGUUUUAGCACAGACUGUGAGCUCAACAUUCACCAUUGUCACUGUGACCAUCCAUUUUAUAGUUCCUAUAAUUAUUGUUGUAUUCUGCUAUAUAAGGAUUUGGGCCCUUGUGAUUGCUGUUAGAUACCGUGUCAGACAAGACAGCAAACAAAAACUGAAACCACACGAGAUACGCAAUUUCUUUUCAAUGUUUAUGGUAUUUGUAAUUUUUGCUGUUUGCUGGGGCCCCCUGAAUUUCACUGCUUUAGCAGUAGCUAUUAACCCUACAAAGGUGGCACCUAAUAUACCAGCUUGGUUCUUUUCUGUAACUUACUUCAUGGCCUACUUCAAUGGUUGCCUUAAUGGUCUCCUGUAUGGACUUCUGAACCAGAAUUUCCGAAAGGAAUAUGCAAGAAUAUUUCUGUUUGUUUGCAGCAUGCUCUGCUGCCAUAUGGUUGAUAGCAAUGCAAACUUUACAAAUAACAGCAUUCAGCUAUAUACACAUUUGAGUUACAUUGGUACUGACCAUCCAGGGACUUUGGCAUUGGCAGCUGUGCUGGUCAUUAUCAUAGUGCUGGAUGUUGUAGGAAAUGUACUAGUGAUCCUGUCUGUGUUUAGAAACAACAAACUAAGAAACACUGGUAAUACCUUCGUUGUCAGUUUGUCAGUGGCUGACCUGCUAAUUGCAAUAUUCUCUUAUCCCUUGACCUUACGUGCAAUGUUCUAUGAUGGAUGGACUUUAGGAGAAGCUUACUGCAAAGCGAGCGGAUUAAUUUUGUCUGUGAGUGUUGCUGGUUCAGUCUUUAGCAUCACUGCAAUCGCUAUUAACCGAUACUGCUACAUCUGCCAUAAUAAGAUAUACAAAAAAGUAUAUAAUGGGAAAAACACAUGCUGCUGGCUUGGACUGACCUGGAUUAUAACCUUUGCAGCUGUUGUGCCACAUUUCAUUUUUGACUCUCUGCAGUAUGAUCCACGUAUAUUUUCAUGUACCUUAGCCCAGAGUGUAAGCUCAGAAUUCACCAUUACUAUCGUGACUGUUCAUUUUAUUUUCCCAAUAUGUAUUGUUUUAUUUUGCUACACACGAAUCUGGGCACUGGUGAUUAGAGUUAAGUAUAGAGCCAGACAAGAUAGUAAACAAAAGCUCACAUCACAUGAAUUACGACAGUUCUUUUCAAUGUUCAUGGUCUUUGUACUUUUUGCUCUUUGUUGGGGCCCACUAAAUUUCAUUGGUUUGGCAGUUGCCAUUAACCCUAAGAAGAUUGGACCACAUAUACCCAUUUGGUUAUUUUGUAUAACCUACUACAUGGCUUACUUUAACAGUUGCCUGAAUGGUGUUCUAUAUGGACUACUGAAUCAAAAUUUUCGCAAGGAGUAUAUAAAAAUACUUAUGUCCUUAUGCAUAUCCAGACUUAUCUUACUUUAUUUUAGUUAUGUAGACUUGCAGAAAUAG